Molecule: messenger RNA, 2451 nt
Organism: Symbiodinium natans
Lineage: Eukaryota; Dinophyceae; Suessiales; Symbiodiniaceae
Source: the annotation of a GenBank genome assembly
AUGGCUACCGUGGGUUCAGCUGAUUGCUGGUCUGCAUUUUUUACGCAGGAGUUCUGCUGCGACCCAUCAUAUGUAGCUGGAAACCCCACAUGUUGGGACGCCGUUUAUACAUUUGAGAAGUGCUGCCCCGUGACGAAUGUUGCGGCCGACAUCCGCCAGAAGAGUCAAGCAAGUGUUGAUGUGACACUGGCUGUGGAUUGCUGGUCUGGUGUCUUCAACGAGCAGUUCUGCUGUGACGCAUCGUAUGCAGCUGGACACCCCUUGUGCUGGGACGAUGUCUACACGUACGAGCGGUGCUGUCCAGCGAAGGUUACAGCCAACAGCAGCCACAAUAGGCAAACUAUGGCAACCACGGCAGGUGCGAAUCUGGCUGUAGAUUGCUGGUCUGGUGUCUUCACCGAGCCGUUCUGCUGUAUUGCCAAUGUUUCUGAAUGCUGGAGCGGUAUCUUCACAUAUGAGGAGUGCUGUCAGUCCUGCUGGGCAGGGAAUCGUUUCCAGGAGAAGGCAUGCUGCAAUGCUUUCAAGCAAGACUCGCUCAGCUGGCGGGAAGGCCAUUCCCUUCAGAACAGGUGCAAGCGAGAUCCUGGGGUGGUGGCUGCCCUGAGCGCAGUGCGUGAUGAUCUCGUUUUGGAAGUAACCGCCCGACCUAACUUGGAGCUCCCUUUUCAAGAUCCUCCAGCUGGCCUUUCAGCGGGAGGCCAUCUUCAGGACGAGGUCCAUGCGUUCUUGGAGCACUCGGAACACCAGCUCAGACACCCCGGUUGCUGGCACGGGAUCUAUACACGCGAGUACUGCUGCCCGCCAUCACUUCCGCGCGGAAACCACGAAUGUUUCUCGUCAAUCUACACUUACAAUCGAUGUUGCCUGGAGGAGAUGCCGCAGGUCACACUUCUGCAGAAGUUCUAUCGCUGCGAGCACUGCGUCUCCUCUUUCAGAAGGAGCGUUCUUACAAGGACCUUCAGCUGUGAGGAUGUGCAGUUGUGCUGGAGUCUUAGUGGCACCAUCAUUGCAGCAUCGAAGGGCAAUGGAAGCAUCGACAUCCUUUGCCUGCCAACAGUGACGGAAGACCUCAUGCCUGCAAGUUCGGCCGUUUUUGCCUUGCAAUGGGUGAGUGCCCACCAUGCCACCGCCCCGCACGUAGACAUCAUCUCCAGGAAUGACUUUCAGCUUUACUUUUUCGAGAUCUUGCCCGUGUUGGUCCCAUGGUUGAUGGGAGCUUUGCAUACAAGAUUUUGGAGCCGAUCGGGCAAAGCUCAGCAGGCCGUGCAUCGAGAACAGGCGGGAAAGGAUGUGACAAUAGACUGUGCACGGAUGGUUGGUGUGCUGGCAGUUGUUCUUAUUCACCUCAACAUCAACCGAAAUUCGAGACAUGACCGCGCAAUCUGGCGGCACGCUUAUCGAUUCAUUGACGUCUUUGACGUGGUUUCAGUUCUUGUACACAGGUCCCAUUCAGAAAGCUUGCUUGACAGUCUAGACGCGCUGUGGCGAAAAUUGGCUCGGCAGCUUCCUCUCAGCUACGUCCUGCUCCGGGCCAAUGUAUGGAGCGCUGGGAUAUGCCCUAAUGUGGAAUCCUGCUUGGAUGUUCAAAAGCUUCCGUGGUCUUUAGACACAGUGGUCACCUGCCUCACAUUCUCUUACCAGUGGCAACUGCACAUGGAUCUCAAGGUGUGGCUGGCGUUGAGAAGCGUCUACAUCUUCAACUACCACGGUGUUCCUCCCACAGGUGUGCUUGCCUUCAUGGCUUCAACAUUUCUUGUCCUCUACCCGCACCAGCCCGCAAACGGCCUUUACUAUGAGUUCUCUUGUUAUCGCUUGCCGAUGAGCUUUUUGGUGCUUGCGGUGUCUUUGUGCCGCAAGCCGCUCCUCAGCUGGGGAGAGCGGUUUCCGCUCUUUUGGAGCUCUCUGGCCGCUUUGUUGUGCAGUUUGGGUUGGCUUCGCUGCUUGCCCCAUGUACCCGACAAGAACGGGGACUUAGAGGCCCUGGCCCAGACCUGCACGGACAAUGGCCCGGACUUCUUUUGGGGAGGCGUCUUCUUUCACCUGGGAGUGGCGAUGUGUUGCCUCCAGCCUGCCGUGGCGAUGCCAAGAGCACUUCGAGGCAUCGUCUCGCGGAUAGCUCCGCUGGCGCUUGGCAUCGUAACUCUCCAUGACCCAUGGUUGUUUUGGGUGCUGCAUCGAUGCCAGCGCAUGUCUUCACCCUGGUUUUUCUUCCAAGGCUAUGUCCAUCAACAACCUACACGCACGUCAUUGGCGCCUGAUCUCCCUUUUUGGGUUGGGGCGUCGUUUAUCGCCUUUGCCGUCAUUGUCGCACAGCUGGUGCUUUGGACUGUUCAGCAACCGUGGGAAAGGCUUUUCAUGCAGUGCCCCAAGCCUUUGAGCAGAGUGCUCGUUGUGGCUUAUCUGCUCCUUUUCGCUUGGCAGCAGCCAUCGCUGGACCGGAGGGUGAGGUAG